This is a messenger RNA of Cottoperca gobio, 3846 nucleotides long. Its product is annotated as interleukin-6 receptor subunit beta. Bases 37 to 2283 code for a protein of 748 amino acids. The transcript has 16 exons. Gene Ontology annotation, molecular function: protein binding. The record is from RefSeq and is a predicted model, not a curated record. NCBI's taxonomy places the organism in Eukaryota, Metazoa, Chordata, Actinopteri, Perciformes, Bovichtidae.
UCUUCAUCACACCAGAGAUAUAAAAACACAGUUAAGAUGGACAUUUGGUCUCCGACGCUGCACCUUGCCACGUGGACGGCGAUGAGCCUCCUCUCUGUGUUCUCUCAUGAGGUGACGGUGGGGGAAUCUGACCUGAAGCUGUGUGAGGACGACAAGCGAGAGUGUGUCACUGAACUCAGACACUGUGGCCCUCGAUCAGCUUCAUCUAUACAGAAGACCCUGAACAUGUCCUGUUGCUACCACAUAUACCCCAGCUCCAUGACAUGUGAGUGGAGUCAGGAGUCAAACAGCCACUCUGAGUCUGACGUCGCUCUCGUCUUCAGCAGAAAAUAUCAAAUCAUCUCCUGUCAGGGAAUCUUCAUCUCGGCAUCCGUCCUCAAUAUAACAGCCAGGAUAAAAAAUUACAAGAUGAAGGAGGAGAUCUGGUCCCAACCUCACACUGUGGCUCUUUAUGACGCAAUCAAACCCUCUCCACCUGUAUUAACUGCACUUGGCUCCACGGAGGACUCUAUCCUUGUGUCUUGGAGAAGAAGCAGGAACAACAGCUGUCGGCUUCGCUACAAAAUCAGUAAUACUCACAUAUGGACCCAGGCUCUAGUCUCUAUACAAAGAGAUCAGACAUUGAACUACACGAUCAAACAUCUCCUGGCGUUUACCGUCUACAGAGUCUCUGUGGCCUGCAGACAGGAGUCCGGCUUCUGGAGUGACUGGAGCUCUGACAUCAGCGCGAGGACGCUGGACAGGGUGCCCUCCAGGCCUCCAGAGGUGUGUUACAGAGUGGAGGAAACAGACCCUGGUGGAUCCUUUCUUCUUCAUCUUAUGUGGAAGGAUCUUAACCUCUGUGAUGCUGGAGGUCGUAUCCUUGGAUACCAAGUGAGCUACAAGCCAGUGAAGAACCCGCAGGUGCAGGACAGAUUAAUUCAAAACGUCACAGAGGUGACGGCGCACCUGGUGGUGCCUCCUGGGAACCUCAGUGUCACAGUUACAGCCUUCAACAUGGCCGGCUACGGACCUGCUGCACAUCUCAGCAUUGACACACAAAGACAGCACACUCUCCUGCCAGUCAGCAAAUUGUGGGUUUCCACUUCUUUGCCGGCUAUGAAAGGCCUUCUGGUCCAAUGGGAGACCCCAAUAGUCCCGCCCUCUGGCUCGCCUGUCAGUCAUCAUGCUGUUCAUUGGCGCGCCGAGACUCAUCCAUCUACCAGUCACUGGACCACAGUGGACGGCUUCACCACCUCCACUGUCAUACAAGAUGUUGACCCUGAUGAGUCCUACCUGAUCAGUGUGUUCCCUGUCUAUAAGCAACAGUGUGGACCUCCUCAAUCGCUGCCUGCCAGUCUGCAGCAGGGAGCUCUGAUGGAGGCGGUCCAACUGAAGGUGGUGGGCGUGACCAAGACGACAGUGAAAGUGGUUUGUGUGUGGCAAAGGAAGGCUGGACCAAUCAGAGUGAACCGAUACACAGUGAGGCUGAAGAAAGACUCGGGGGGGCAAACUCUGUCUUUGUGGCCUGAUCAACUGCAUCUCACCCUCGUCAACCUGAAACCCAACAAUGAGUAUUCUCUUGUCCUAUUGGCUGAUGGCUUUUCCAGAAACACCAUCCCUGUGAGAACAGAUUUUGAUGAGGUGCCAGCGGUGGCUACAGCGACUCCUCUGCUGCUGCUGGCUGUUACUGUGUUCAUAAUCUCCAUCCUGUCCAGAACUGUGUACAGGUCGUUCUUCUUCCCACCCAUCUCCAGCCCUCAGUGCAGUACGACAGGCCAGUGGUUGAUGGACCCAAAACAGCAGAAGACUGCAGAGAGAAACAUCCUGGAUAUUGAGGACUUCCAGGUGACGGAUGUACUCGGAGAGAAGAGUCCCAUCACGGUCGGACCAAACUCCGAGCCCUCCUCAGAAGAGGACCUACAUGAGAACACCUCUCUGCUGUCGACCAACCACCUCAGCAUCAAACUGUUAGCUCUAGAAAUGGACUAUAUUUCUGAUGCUCCAGUAAUCACAGAGCACCCUCUAGUUUCUCUCCAGUCCUAUCAGGCUGACUGCAGAUUGAACUGCCGACAUUUUGACAGAGUUUUCACAUCUGAGGAGAUCCGAGACGCCGAUGCUGCUCUGUUGCGUCAGACACAUGAAGCCAGACUGGUCGACUUUUCUGAGAGAUCACAUCAGAAAGAAGCUGCUGUGAAAUGUAAUUUUCGUGACUUAAUGGCAAACCGUCACUGUGUUAAUCAGAUGACCUGUGAGGCAGAGUAUGUGGUUAACACUUCCUUUCUGGUGAAAUCUGAUGUGUAAACAGUGAGUGGACACUGUUCUUAUCUGAUAUGUGGGACUGAUCAUACAGCAAACUGUUGCUUAACUGCAAAAACUGCUAAUGAAGACUGAGUCAACUUCAGUGCUGCUUGCUGAGUCAAAGGCACAGGUGGUAUAAUAAGAGAUGAAGGCGACAGACAUGCUAGUGACUCCUUGUGGUUUUAAUGUCAAUUACACAGCAGAACAGAAUAUUCUGACUGUAUCCUUAUUUUUCCAUCCCAUCUCCACAGCCGAAUCUGGUCCGAUCAGCGAGCCAACGUUACAUAGGAUGGCUAGGAAAGUUAACUAAUGUUUAAUCGCAAAUUGGUUGAGCAUUUUGGCGACAGUACAAUCCUACUUUUAGCUAAUUUAACAUUAAUUUAGCUUUUAUAUGCAGUUGAGCCACCUCUAUAAUUGGACAGACUGUCAGGCUUUAUCAGCCUCAGCCAGAAUUGCCAAGUCUUUCCCUAUAAAAGUAGCUAGCACUAUCUCUAAAAGUCACUUAAAUUUGCCAGACGACAUCAUACACUUAUAUUUUUAUAUCUGUGAUGUCAUUGCCCAUAAUUGGCAUAACAGUGUUGGGUGCAGCAGGGAGAGACCCCAUGCUGUAGGCAGAAUAGCUAUGGACUGUGAUUACUCAUUACUCUGAGAAGCAAACAUGGGAAUUAAUUACAAAAUAAUAUAUUUCUCACUUUCCUUAAUGUUUUGUAUAAGUUGCUAAAUUCUUCACCAGUUGCUUUUUAGAGAUGAAGUCGCUAAGAGGGUCUGAGAAGUCCCUGAAUCUAUGGAGAAAUGCGCCAAGUUAGCAACACUGACCUCAGCUGUACCUGUACCUAGGCUCAGGAUGCUAACAAGCUUACGGUUAACAUGUUACCAAAUAUUGGCAGUGUUAACAUAAGUGAUGUUUGGAAGUAACAUUUAGCACUUCAUCACAGUAGCGUAGUAACCUGAUAACAUAACAUUGAAUGCUAGCUUGAUGGCGUAUAUCAAUGAGGCAAAAUUGCAAAACGAUAAAGGCUCUAAAAAACAGCUAGGUAGCAUGUAGAUAGCAUGUUAAAAUGCUAAUAUUUAGUGCGUAAUGUUUAGCAUGUUAUACAUAUAUUAAAAACAGUAAAAUGUUAGACAAAAUUAUGAUAGUGAAUUAGUUAUAUUAAGCAAUUUAAUAUUUCCAGUUGAUUUCAGUUCAUAGACAUUUAUUGCGCAAUUAUCAGAAUCAAUAAUCAGCCAUUUUUUCGUCUUGACCAUGCUAUAGUAAAAUAACAAUACUCAUCCAUCACUGCAAAUAUUAACAAGGGGAAAUCAAGCUUGUUUAAUCAAUUAAUCUUCUUAGCUUAGACUACAUUUAGUAAAUGUAGAAAGACGGCUGACAUUUUAUUCUGAAACCCAUCAGACAAAGCUGAAACUCUGCCCGAAACCUUUAUUUUGUUUGAGAUUGCUGUUAUACUGAUGGAUGGUUGAGCUAAAUUUUAUGUCUAGAUUUGUUUAAAAUUUUGGGUGGGAAUAGUUUAAUGUUGAAGUAUUUCUGUUUUUGUCUAACUGCCAAUAAAAUAUUUCUGCAACAGUGUC